Messenger RNA from Hyphopichia burtonii NRRL Y-1933, 915 nucleotides. RefSeq names its product DNA-directed RNA polymerase II core subunit. The transcript has a single exon. Bases 1 to 915 code for a protein of 304 amino acids. The record is from RefSeq and is a predicted model, not a curated record. NCBI's taxonomy places the organism in Eukaryota, Fungi, Ascomycota, Pichiomycetes, Serinales, Debaryomycetaceae. Gene Ontology annotation, molecular function: protein dimerization activity; DNA binding; DNA-directed RNA polymerase activity. Gene Ontology annotation, biological process: DNA-templated transcription. Gene Ontology annotation, cellular component: RNA polymerase II, core complex.
AUGGAAAUAGACAGGGCCUACGACGGUCAACCCAGAGUUACCAUCAGACAAACAGAAAGAGACCAUGUUGAUUUUAUGUUGAAGGAUGUGGAUUUAUCCAUGGCAAACUCUAUAAGAAGGACCAUGUUAGCCGAGGUUCCAACCUUGGCAAUUGAUUUGGUUGAAAUCGAAGUAAAUACUUCAGUUUUAGCAGAUGAAUUUAUUUCUCACCGGUUAGGUAUGAUACCAUUGAAUAGUGAAGGGAUUGAUGAUUUAUCUUAUUCAAGAGAUUGCACUUGUGAUCAAUACUGCCCAAACUGUUCUGUUAAGUUAGAGUUAACUGCCAAAUGUGAUACUGAUUCAACCAUGAAUGUCUAUGCAUCAGAUCUAGCAAAAUUUCAUAAUGGUUCUAAUUUAGGAGAUCCGGUGAUCAGAGAUUUCGAACGUAAAGGUCCCUUAAUUUGUAAAUUAAGAAAACAUCAAGAAUUAAGAAUUACUUGUAUUGCUAAAAAGGGUAUUGCCAAAGAACACGCAAAAUGGUCUCCUUGUGCUGCAGUUGGAUUUGAAUACGAUCCUUGGAAUAAAUUAAAACAUACUGAUUACUGGCACGAAGAAGAUGCCGAGAAAGAAUGGCCCAAGUCCGCUAAUUGUGAAUGGGAAGAAGCUCCAGAUCCUGAAGCCCCCUUUGAUUAUAAAGCAAAACCUUCGAAUUAUUAUAUAGACGUUGAAACCGUUGGUAAUUUACCUCCAAAUGAAGUGGUGCUAAAAAGUAUCGAAACCUUACAAUUUAAAUUGGCUGGUAUUGCCAUGGAAUUGAAAAAGGAUACCGUUGAAGCAAAUAAUACCGCUUCGGGUGCUUUCACCAGUUAUGGUAGAUCCCCUGGUGGCGUUGAUUCUCCUGUUAAUGAUUAUUCUUACGGUGGUGCUGGAUGGUAG